Molecule: messenger RNA, 874 nt
Organism: Cuscuta epithymum
Lineage: Eukaryota; Viridiplantae; Streptophyta; Magnoliopsida; Solanales; Convolvulaceae
Source: the annotation of a GenBank genome assembly
AAACGAGGAGCUCAUCAACGUUAAUGAAACCUACGGCCAGCCACCUGGCCAGGCUCAACCUAUUGGCUGCGACACAAAACGAUAAUGAAGCUACAAAAAGGCAAAAGCUUGAGAGCGGUUACUUGCGUAAGGUUGCUCAUUUGAAGCAUCAAACGUCGUUGUUGCACAAGUCGUCCCAGAAGGGUGGAUUAUCGUCUCCUGGUGCAAAAGCACUUCAUCAUUCUAAGUUAUGUGUCACCGUUCCAAGAGAGCCUCGACUAGAGACUCAUCGAAGGGCACAAUGGCGGAGGUUCAAGUCCAAAUAUGAUUUAACCUCAAGUGAUCAUAUUACAUCACAGAAACAAAUAUCAUCCAAAGUUCGGUCAUCCAAGAAAAAAAUUUUUGGGUCGCAUUCAACGCCUGAAUCCAAAAUAAGAACACAGAAAUCACCAAUAUCCCAAGAAUACAAAAGCUCAAAUGAGAAGAAGCUUUUACUACAUCCACCAAUUGAGUUAUUUAGCAAGUUGACCCUGAAAUGUGAAAUGAACAGUGAUGAAGAAUCUCAACCAAAACAACAUCAUUAGAAAAGGUGAAACUAAACCAACUUGGUCCAAAAAUGGUUGAUUUGUAUGUCAGCAUUGUAUUGUGAAAAUUAGAUUAUUAUUAAGAGGACUUGCAUGCUACAAAUUUAAUAUGUUCUUUUAUGUUUUAGAAUUUUAGGUUAUUAUUUCACCAAAGAUUUGGUGGAAUCCUGUCCUUAUGUAAAAAUGUAAGUUUGUUCAAUUUCUCAAAAUCAAGAACCCCAUUGAGGCUUCAGAGUUCAGAUCUCUUGGACUGAUAUUGUAUUAGAAGUUGGUGGUAUAAACCUCAAAGGUAAGCGUAGCUGAUAAUAUCA